This is a messenger RNA of Cherax quadricarinatus, 958 nucleotides long. Lineage: Eukaryota; Metazoa; Arthropoda; Malacostraca; Decapoda; Parastacidae. The record is from RefSeq and is a predicted model, not a curated record.
GUGAAGCAACAGCAACAACAACAGCAACAACAGUAGCAACAACAGCAGCAGCAACAACAACAGUAGUAGUAGCAACAGCAGCCACAUUCAUCACUCCUUGUCUACUCCCAACUUUUUUUUUCCACUUUGAAGCUUCUUUAAGCUUUUCCUACCACUUGUUCGGCAAAAUUAUACCAGUUUCUUGGGUGCAAGAGGAUCAAUGCAGAGCAACAACGGAAUGGAAUAUCCAAAGGUGCAUCGUGAGGACACUGUUGAAGAAUUGCAUGGGAUAAGGAUACCAGAUCCAUACCGAUGGCUAGAAGAUCCAGACUCUGAGGAAACCAAGGCAUUUGUGGAUGCUCAAAAUGCCAUAACACUGCCAUACCUAGAGAAAUGCCAUGACCGGGAGAGGAUUAAAUCAAAGCUAACAGAACUGUGGGACUACCCGAAAUACUCUUGCCCAUUCCGCAGAGGAAAUAGAUAUUUCUUUUUCAUGAAUACUGGUUUGCAAAACCAAAGUGUGAUGUAUGUUCAAGACACACUAGAGGGAGAAGCUAAGGUAUUUCUUGACCCAAACAAGCUGUCAGAAGAUGGCACUAUAGCUAUAUCAGGUUCUGCCUUUAGUGAAGAUGGUGAAAUUUAUGCCUAUGGUCUAAGCAGCAGUGGCUCUGACUGGAUAACUGUACAAUUUAAGAAGGUAUCAUCAGGAGAGGACUUCCCAGAGGUUCUUGAGAAGGUCAAGUUCUCCAGUCUGACUUGGACCCAUGACCACAAGGGGAUAUUUUAUGGGGUUUGUUUUUUAACACUACAGUCUUCUCCCACUGAGGCAUCUUUUUUGAAGUACCUCCACUACCUACACACACUUUUCUUUCCUUCCAUUCUGACCUCUUGUCUGUCUUUGUUUGUAUUUCUAAUUAUUCUCAUCACCUUUCUUUUGUCAGUAUUUAUUUUUAAUUGGCAGUAAUGUUGUCUAUGGUAC